Penicillium odoratum is the source of this 1728-nucleotide messenger RNA. RefSeq names its product alpha/beta hydrolase. The coding region runs from base 1 to 1728 and encodes 575 amino acids. NCBI's taxonomy places the organism in Eukaryota, Fungi, Ascomycota, Eurotiomycetes, Eurotiales, Aspergillaceae. The transcript has a single exon. The record is from RefSeq and is a predicted model, not a curated record.
AUGGAUGAGAAGCAUUUACUUGGAGAUUGGACCCGAAAUCAUCGAAAAAGAGAUUCACGUUUCAAAUCCUGCGUCAUCAUUGCGUCCAUCAUAUUGUGCUUCUACAUUGUUUCCGAUCGCUUGUUGAGCAGUUUAUCACCGACUCAUAAACCAAGGGCCUUCAGAUACAAUGGGGAGAAUAUCAGCUGGGAGUCCUGCGGGGAUUUUGAGGGCAGUUCCCUAGAAUGCAGUACUGUUGAUGUCCCCAUGGACCAAUUCAAUCCGGAGAAUUCCGGAACAAAGAGCUUUACCAUCCCUCUCAUUCGCAUGCGAGGCAGCAACGCGACCCAAAACCUCCUUCUGAACCCUGGUGGUCCCGGGGGCAGCGGCUUUGAAUUCCUCUACCGCAGAGGCGAGCAACUAAAGGCCAUUAUCGGCGAAGGUUUCCACCUGCUCUCGUUUGAUCCUCGCGGGAUUAACAGCUCCACGCCAACCGCCUCUUGCUACCCCGACGAGAAGACCCGGCAGGAAUUGUCCCGCGUUCGAUCUCUGGAUUUACAGGGUGAUAGCCCUGAGGUCUAUGCGUGGGCGCAGAACUUUGCCAAGGCAUGUCCUGAGACGAUGGGCGAAUAUGCCAAAUAUCUCAAUACCCCUCAGACAGCUGCCGACAUGAACAGCAUUCUUGAUGCUCUGGGUCAGAAGGACAUGAUCUACUGGGGAUUCAGUUAUGGCAGUCUACUGGGUCAGACAUAUGCAACGUUGUUUCCCGAGCGAUCGAAGCGUGUUAUCAUUGAUGGGAUUGCGAAUCAAUUUGAAUGGUACGAAGAUCUUUUUGAAGCAGAGUCGUUGGUUGAUACGGACAAAGUGCUCGAUGGCUUCUUUGAUGAGUGUAUCAAGGCGGGAGCAGGAAAUUGUCCCCUGGCCUCGUUGGCUACAUCCAAGGAUAAAUUACGUGAUACGGUGCUCUCAUACCUAGAUGCGCUUAAAAAGCAGCCUGUCAGUGUGUACAUUGACAACUCCCUUUAUGGCUUGCUUGACUAUGGGAAGGUCUGGUAUAAUGGGUUUUUCGAAGCCCUAUACAAACCUCCGACUUGGACGACCCUCGCAGAUAAUAUAUACAAACUCAUCCAAGGAAAUGCUACAGCUGCAUUUUUAGCAUAUGGGAUUGAAGAAACUCGGGCAACGCAUCAUGAAGGAAAUGAUUUUAUUACCCUCAACGACGGUCUGAGUGGCCCAGACCACUGGCCUAGGGACAGACAGGCGUUCCUGGAUGAGAUCGUGCCCUUGUUCAACCUAAGCAUGUUCGGCGGUUCGCAGAUCAAAGGUUACCACGCUCGGCAGCACUGGGCUGUACCUAAGACACAUUCUUAUGUGCCGCGCAAAGGUGUUAAAACGGCGCACCCACUACUGAUUCUCUCAACGACUUAUGACCCCGUGUGCCCACGUGUAUCCGCGCGGUCAGCGAACGAGGCAUUUGAGGGCUCGCAGAUUGUCGAGCUCAAGGCAUACGGACAUUGCUCUGUUGCAGUACCGUCUGUGUGCAUUGCGAAACACGUGAGAGCUUUCUUAUACGAGGGCAAAUUACCCGAGGAAUACACGCAAUGCGAGGUGGACUCACCCUACUUCCAGCGGCCCGACAAGACCGGGCAGUUGUCAGCUCACAAGCACUUUGAUGACGCCGAGGAUGCCAAAAUACAUCAAGCGCAGGUGGUACUAGCAAGGGAGUGGGAUUUUGCACCAGUCAAGUAG